Messenger RNA from Acanthocheilonema viteae, 1755 nucleotides. NCBI's taxonomy places the organism in Eukaryota, Metazoa, Nematoda, Chromadorea, Rhabditida, Onchocercidae. The record is from the annotation of a GenBank genome assembly.
AUGUGGGACGAAUUUUUGGACGAGCUAAGAAACCCAGUAGUGUUUGUUUAUGUGUCGAUGUUGCUAACUUGGUGUAUGGCUAGUAGCUCACAGUUAAGUGAUUCUGUUGAGUUAGAAUUCAAGGCUUAUCGUUUACAGCAAUAUGAUAUUGUUGGUACUCCUCAUGGCAGUCGUUCUUGGCAAGUAAUAUAUGAAGCCGUAUCGUUGGAUAGUAAUGUUCUUAGGCGUUGUUUGAUUGUAAAUUGGCGUGAUUUAUUAGGUCGCGAUUUGCAAGCCUUGUUUAGUCAGGCGUUUGGUGCUGUCCUCAUUGUGUUGCCGGCCAACUUAGAUGCGUUGACACCUUCAACAAAAACGAAGUUGGCAUCAUUAGAAAAAAGUCUUCUAUAUUUAAAUACUGAUAUAGCAGUGUAUGUAGUACAACACCAACCGAAAUUGCAAGCCCUCAUCACAGAAGUAACGGCAUUUUCGAAAAGAUCCUCGACUGCUGUUCAGCAACUGUUAAAUGCAGUAAGCGCAAAUAUCUUCCAAUUUUCAUCAUCAGCAUCAGUUUCGAAUAAUAUUGUGGUACCAAAACCGGCUAAUGUUAUUGGGCACCUUUGGUCAACAGAUCGAAAUUCGCCAGUAGUUGUUGUGGCUGCACAUUAUGAUAGCCAUUCAGCAGUACCAGGAUUGGCAAUUGGUGCAGAUGCUAACGGAAGUGGUGUAGCAGCACUACUCGAAUUAUUGGCAAUCUUCUCCCGCUUCUAUGGUUCUGGUGCCCAGCUAUGUUAUAUUUAUGACCGUUCUUCCGCUAUCCUGCACUCAGUAACUGCCGUCGUUUUCGAUCAACCCGUAGAAUUGAAAUCGUGUUUGGUUUUGGUAACACGAUUCUGUUCACGGAACACGAUGAAACCUAAAUAUAAUAUGAUGUUUUUGCUUACUGCUGGUGGAAAAUUCAAUUAUCAGGGUAGUCGCCAGUGGCUAGAAGAACAUAUUGAUAAACAGACCGAAACAAAGGUCGAACUUGUCUUAUGUCUUGAUUCCGUGGGAAAAGAUAGCAGCCUUAUAGCGCACGUGUCAAAAAUGCCUGCUGAAACAUCUCCUGUUGGACGGUUUUUCCUACUGCUGAAAGAUGCUGCAUCUCCAAAUCGAACUAUAGAAAUUUUAUCGAAAAAGAUCAAUCUGAACGCCGAUGUACUUGCAUGGGAACAUGAAAGAUUUUCAAUUCAACGUUUACCCGCUCUCACGCUUUCACACUUCAAAUCACAUUCUGAUUCUGGUCGAAGUUCAUUUCUGGAUACACUAUCACAGGUCGAGAUGGAUGUUUUGGAAGCAAACGUACGAACUAUCGGUGAAGCUCUUUUGAUUUAUGUGUUAAAUUUACCAAACACAAAAUGUGCGCAUGAAGAAAAUGUUUCAACUUGUUCAAUUUUGGCACCGACAGAUGUUAACAGAAAACGAUUAUCAAAUUGGUUGCAGCAAUUUGGAAGUAAAUCUCGUUCUUUGGCUGCUAACAGCGAAUGGCUUGUAGCUAAUCUUAGAGAUACUGUAAUCAGGUACACUUCUGGACAAACUGUCGUGGAACCAGUUUCCUUAGCAGACGUAUCACUUUAUGGUGUACUCGAAGAUCGCUUAAUGGCACACCGAGCGAAACCGGCUGUCUUUGAACUUUUAUUGGCAGCUGUUAUAGGACUUUAUUUAUCAGCAUUAUAUUUUAUAGCGCCAGUGUUGCAGACAUCUGUUGAAGCUAUGCUUGUUAAGCUGAAGAAAUUAUGA